CACACAUUGAUGUUUUGAUUCUUUUAAACUGAGAGCAGUUUCUCUUAUUUUGAAUUGGACACAAUGCCAGGAAAAUCGGAGCUAAAGAUAAAUAAAAAAUUUGCAGAAAAAUAUGACAAGUAUCGUCAGAAAGAAGAGUUACAGAAAUUGAAAGAUCGUUUCGGAGACCAGGAUGAAGAUGAAGAGAGCGGCUCCAGCUCGUCGGGCUCGGAAUCUGACGAGGAAAGUGAAGUGGAGCUGGAUCCCAAACUGGAGAGAGAUUUUUACCGGACACUCUCCCUCCUGAAGAAGAAAGACCCAAGGAUUUAUCAGAAAGACGCCAAAUUCUACGCAGAAGAAGCGUCGGGAUCAGACAGUGAUGAGAAGCCUUCCACGUCUAAGAAGGCGGAGAAGCCGAUGUACCUGAGAGAUUACGAACGUCAAGUGAUUUUAAAGAGGGGAGGAAAAUACGAGGACGAAAGCGAAGACGAAGAGAUGGACAGACGGAUUCAGGAGAGAGAGGCCUCCCCCAGCUACAUUCAGGAGCAGAGGGACCUGAAGGAAAGUUUCCGGAAGUUUGUGCAGGACAGCGAUGAAGAGGGCAGUGAGGAGGACGCUCAGCUGCUGAAGAAAAGGAUCAAAACGCAGGAGGAAAAGGACAAAGAGGAGGCGGACUAUGUGGAGUGGUUGAAGGGGCAGGCAGAGCUGGAGGAGAAAGAGGAGGUGCAGGACAUGAAAUAUCUCCGAGAUUACUGGAACGACCCCAAGCUGGACGAGAGGGAAUCUUUCCUCAGGGACUACAUCCUCAAAAAAGGAUAUCUGGAGGAAGAUGAAGACAGGAUUCCAACUUAUGACGAGGUGGUUCUGGAGGAGGUGGAGGACUCAGAGGAGGAGGGGGAGUCGUUUUUACAGAAACAGGAGGACUUUGAAAGACAUUACAACUUCCGCUUUGAAGAACCAGGAGCGCAGGAGAUUAAGACAUACCCCCGCAGCAUCGCGACGUCCGUCCGGAGCAAAGACGACCGCAGGAAGAGAAAGAGAGAGGAAGUGAAAGAAAGGAAGAAAAAGGAGAAGGAGCAGAAGCAGCAGCAGUUGAAAGAGCUGAAGAAUCUGAAGCGUGCGGAGAUUAUGGCGAAACUGCAGAAGCUUCAGGAAAUCACGGGUAACGAGCAGCUGGCGUUUAGUCACGACAACCUUGAGGGCGACUUUGACCCCGCGCAACACGACCAGCUCAUGCAGAAGUUUUUUGGGGAUGAGUACUACGGGAAAGAUGAGGAGGAGAAGCCACAGUUUGACGAUGAUGAAGAGUUGGAGGGUCACUGGAACUGGGACACGUGGACAGGAGAGGGAGAGGAAGAGGAGGGUUAUGGAGAAGAUGAAGAAUAUCAAGGAGAGGAGCAGGGAGAGAGCUACGAGCCCAACUUUGAAGAUCCAGACUUUAUCAUGGAUGCUGAUUAUGACCCCAGCCAGCAACCCGUUUCAAAGAAAAAGAAAAGAAAGAUGGAUAGAGAGGAGAGGAAGAGGAUGACAAAAGAGGAUGUGCCGCUCAUGGGAAAAAAGAGGAAGAAGUCUCAUUUUGCUGAGAUCAUCACCAAAAGCAAGCCCGUCUUUGACCCAGAGGAGAAAACGUUUGAACAGUACCUGGAUGAGUACUACCGUUUAGACUUUGAAGACGUCAUCGACGACCUGCCCUGCAGGUUCCGAUACAGACAGGUGGUCCCCAACGAUUUCGGACUGACGACGGACGAGAUCCUGAAGGCUGAUGAGAAGGAGCUAAAUCGUUGGUGUUCACUGAAGAAAACUUGCAUGUACAGGUCUGAGAAAGACGAACUGUGUGAUGUGAAGAACUACAAGAUUAAAGCCCAGAACAUCAGUAAGAAGAAGAGUGUGCUCCUGUCAGUCUAUAACGAAGAGCAGGAGGAUCAGGAACCAGCAGGGGGCAAGUCCAAGGUCGGAAAAAAGAGAAGAGAUCGAAUGAAAAAGGCUGAGGCGGAGAAGGAGAAGAAGAAAGCUGAGGCUGAGGAGGAGACCGAGGAGAGUCAAGACGCCCUGACCGCAGACACCACGGAGGAGCCUGUUCUCACCGCCCUCAGGGAGGACCAGGAGGAAGAGGACGAAUUCCUGGUGCCCAAGAAAAAGCAGAAGACCGAGGAGGAGGCGGUGGAAUCCAGAGAAGAGGCGCCAGACCUCCAGAAAACGGACAACGAAGCGGAGCAGACGUCUGAAGACGCUGGACACAAGGCACCGAACGCCGAGAGAAAGAAAAAGAAAGCGGACGAAUUCCACAAGGCAGUCAGCGAGGAGGUUCCCGAACCCAGGACUGUGGAGUCAUCCAAAGCCAGGACUGAAACGUCGAAAUGGCCCAAGAAGAAAAACAGGCGCCCAGGCGGACGCCUGUUGUCCAGGUCCUUCAAGGUGAAAAUGGGAGGCAGAGAGUUCAGUGGACAAAGACUCAAAGCUUAUGGACUGGACCCUAAGAAACUUCACUUCAGGGAGCUCUACAGGCAGAAACAGAAACAAAAAGAGAAGAAAGAAAAGCAAAAAAACACAAGUAAAGAGUAAAGGAGGGGGAAAACACACACACACACAGCUAAACAGGAGUCUUCAAACUGUAAUGAUCUAGCCCCUGGUACUUAUUUGGCUCAGGAUUUGUAAGUUUUCUUUGAUGCAGUAAUGUUAGCUGGAGCUAUGAUGGUGAUUCAAUAAGUAUGGCUAAAGUUGCUAACGUUAUGACUUAUCCAAACCUGUAACGAAGUUCGCAAUUACUUUUAUGACAUGGUCAAAAGAUAA
Chanos chanos (milkfish) is the source of this 2769-nucleotide messenger RNA. RefSeq names its product KRI1 homolog (gene kri1). Gene Ontology annotation, biological process: endonucleolytic cleavage in ITS1 to separate SSU-rRNA from 5.8S rRNA and LSU-rRNA from tricistronic rRNA transcript (SSU-rRNA, 5.8S rRNA, LSU-rRNA). Gene Ontology annotation, cellular component: nucleolus; 90S preribosome. The record is from RefSeq and is a predicted model, not a curated record. The transcript is spliced from 19 exons. Lineage: Eukaryota; Metazoa; Chordata; Actinopteri; Gonorynchiformes; Chanidae. Bases 64 to 2541 code for a protein of 825 amino acids.